This is a messenger RNA of Pygocentrus nattereri (red-bellied piranha), 4318 nucleotides long. Its product is annotated as antigen WC1.1-like. The record is from RefSeq and is a predicted model, not a curated record. Bases 218 to 3223 code for a protein of 1001 amino acids. The transcript has 19 exons. NCBI's taxonomy places the organism in Eukaryota, Metazoa, Chordata, Actinopteri, Characiformes, Serrasalmidae. Gene Ontology annotation, cellular component: membrane.
GGUGUGGUCAAAGGAACUUCAGUGUAGAGGCAAUGAAUCCCAGAUUUAUUUCUGUCCCACAUCAUCUUCACUCAAACGUAACUGCUCCCAUGACAGUGAUGUCGCUCUUGUUUGUGCUGAAAGUGUGAGAUUGCUAGAUGGUGGCAGUCGCUGUGCUGGGAGAGUGGAGGUUCUUCAUAGAGGACAGUGGGGAACGGUGUGCAGUGAUUACUGGGAUAUGAGUGAUGCUGCAGUGGUGUGUAGAGAGCUGGGCUGUGGAGAGGCUGUAGAUGCACUGAGUAAAGCUUACUUUGGACCAGGAUCAGGACCAAUCUGGAUGGAUGAUGUGACCUGUACUGGAUCAGAAUUAUCUCUGAAGAACUGUAUGACAGAGGGAUGGGGCAAACAUAACUGUGAUCAUGGAAAAGAUGCUGCCGUCAUCUGCUCAGGUCACAGAAAGUCCAAACUUAUUGAUGGUUUUCACCGCUGUUCUGGAAGAGUGGAGGUGCUUAAUGUGAAGACCUGGUCCACAGUGUGUGAUGCUGACUUUGACCAGCAGGAUGCAGAGGUUGUGUGUCGAGAGCUGGACUGUGGGCUUCCUGUGGAGGUGCUGGGAGCAGCUGCUUUUGGUAGAGGGGAGGGUCAGGUGUGGUCAAUGGAGCUUCAGUGUAGAGGCAAUGAAUCUCAGAUUUAUUUCUGUCCAACAUCAUCUUCACUCAAACACAACUGCACCCAUGACAGUGAUGUGGGACUGGUGUGUGCAGGUCACACUCAGGCUCAGCUGGUGAGUGGCUCUGACUCCUGUUCUGGUCGAGUGGAGCUCCAGUACCUCAGUGAGCGGGGCACAGUGUGUGAUGUAAGCUGGGAUAUGAGAGCUGCCAGUGUCCUCUGUGGUCAGCUGAACUGUGGGAGUGCUGUGGCUGUGUUGGGGUCAGACUGGUUUGGGGAGGGGAGUGGCCAGAUCUGGGCUGAUGUGUUUGAUUGUCAGGGGAACGAAACACACCUGUCAAAAUGUCCCAUUUCAUCAUGGAGUCGAACUGCAUGCUCUCAUAAACAGGAUGCUGGAGUCAUCUGCAGUGGUUCCUCUCUGGCAUUUCAUGAGGGACGAGUGAGGUUGUCUGGAGGGAUGGAGUGUGAGGGGGAGGUGGAGGUUUACUUCAGGCAGGACUGGAGGAGAGUUCUGCUGGACUCCUGGAGUGAGUCUGAGGCCUCUGUGGUCUGCAGACAGCUGGGCUGUGGCUCUGUGUUCAACUUCUCCAGCUCUUCUACAUCCAGUCAUGAACACAGUCACAUGUGUGUGACGAGUUUCAAAUGUUCUGGGAGUGAAGCUCAUCUAGGGAACUGCAGCAGCGCACAAGCAGUCAACUGCAGCUCCAGAGAACAGCUCUCAAUCACUUGUACUGGUAAGUUUAAUCCAGCUCUCAGCUCCAUCAGGCUGGUUGGUUCUGGGGGAGACUGUGCAGGAAGGGUAGAGGUUUUCCACAGUGGCUCAUGGGGGACCGUGUGCGAUGACUUGUGGGAUAUUGAGGAUGCACAGGUGGUGUGCAGACAGCUGCAGUGUGGAGUGGCCCUCAGUGCUCCGGUACCAGCCCGGUUUGGACUUGGAACUGGACCAAUCUGGCUGAAUGCGUUGGAGUGUGAGGGGAACGAGACGUCCUUGUGGAACUGUAAAUUUCAGCUGUGUGGAGAGAAUGAAUGUGGACACAUGGAGGAUGUAGGAGUUGUGUGUUCAGAGUUUAAAGAGUUCAGACUCACUGAGGGCUGUGAGGGAAAUCUGGAAGUGUUCUACAAUGGAUCCUGGGGUAAUGCGUGUGAAAAUGGAAUGACAGAAGAAACAGCUAAUGUGAUCUGUCAGGAGCUGAACUGUGGAAGAAUGGACAGUCAGAGGGCGUUUAAAGGAAGAGUGGAAUCAGCUCCUAACUGGCUGGAUGAUCUGAAAUGCAGGAGUCAUGACUCCAGUGUGUGGCAUUGUCCAUCUUCACCCUGGGGACAGAACAACUGUGAUAAUCGCAACGAGGUAGCUCACAUUAAAUGCUCAGAUGAGGGAAAUUUUAAGCACAGAAGUCAUCUGAAAUGCUCCUCAACAUCUCCUCAUCAGAGACACUGCACAGAUCACCUGCAUCUCAGGCUGAGAGGAGGAAAUGGAAGUUGCUCUGGGAGACUGGAGGUGAAUCACAACACUGUGUGGGGGUCUGUCUGUGAUGAACUGUGGGACAUCAGAGAUGCUCAGGUGGUCUGCCGGCAGCUGGGCUGUGGGCCGGCGCUGAGUGCUGAUGGGAGUGCUGUCUUUGGUGCUGGUGAAGGGCCUAUCUGGCUGAACAGAGUGAAGUGUAGAGGGAAUGAGAUUCACCUGUGGGACUGUCCCCAUUCCCUGAAGGACCACACUGACUGCUCCCACAAGCAGGAUGCUGGAGUCACCUGUACAGACAAAUCUAUGCCUUCUACUACUACACCCAUAAUUACAACCACCACCACCACAGUUCGUCAGCCAGUUAAGACAAAAACCCCUCCUCUGCAAACUCCUCCACCAGUUGUUCCACCCAUCUAUCCAGUUUUUCUCCUGGUUCUGGGAGCGGUGCUCUUCCUGGCCUUAGUCCUUCUGUUUGUGCUGUUUUACCAGAACAGAGUGCUCAGGAGAGUGCUCUCUAAGAGGAGGCGUAAGACUCUGACUGAGGUAGUCUAUGAGGAGAUUGACCGUAGAUACAUCACUAAAGGAAAUAACUCCACUCAAAGGGGAAGUAUCCUCUCUGAAGCACAGCAUUCAGGAUAUGAGAAUGUGGAUGAGGAGCUUCUCACAGGAAGUAUCCCCUCUGAAGAACAGCAUUCAGGAUAUGAGGAUGUGGAUGAGGAGCUCCACUUGGGUGAAUCAGCAAAAGAGGACACAGCAGACAGCUAUGAUGAUGUCAUCACUGCUGGACAGAUCUCUGUUAGUGUAGCAGAGGGCUUAGCGCAGAUUUAUGAUGAUGUCAUCACUGCUGAUCAGAGCUCAGCUGCUGUAACAGAAGACAUGACAGAUAACUAUGAUGAUGCUGUUACUGCUGGACCAAACUCCAACAUUAUGACAGUGGACACACCAGAGAACUAUGAUGAUGUCAUCACAGCUAAACAUGACAUAGGAGGGGUAAAAGACUAUGAUGACGUGGAGGAGGAGCCUCAGACAGAGAUGAAUCAUGUGACUGAGAGACCACAGCCAGUGUCUUUCCUCAGGAAACUACAUUCAAACCUCUUCAAGCUCAAGAAAUGAUUUUAUCAUCAAUCCCAAGUCAAAAUGUUUUAAGGAGCUAAAUGAGAUAAAGUGGUUUAAACAGCCCCUAAUUUACAUAAACAAAUUACAGUUAUAAGAUUUACUGAUACAUCUCAUCUCAUUAAGUUAUUCAGUCAAAAUGAUUCUGAUCUUACUUUAAUCUCUUAAUCCAACUUUUUUAUCUUAAUGAAAACAGCUUGUGUGUGAUGUGACAAAGGUUAACAGGUUUUAUGAGAAAUUAUUCAUUUCUUGCCAAAAGCGUCUAAUUAUAAUUUAGGGAAGUGAUUGUUUUGGGCUGAAGCUCUCAGAUUAAAGAUCUGUUCAUUUUCACUGUAGAUCAUUUUUGAGGGUAAAGAACUGAAAGAUGUUCUGGUCAGAAGGGAAUGUUCAGUGACCAUCAGUCAGAAACAGUAAGGUGCUGCUUCACUGUAACUAAUUUGUAUGACAGUUUUCUGUUUUUAGUGUUGACACUAAAAAUCAAGCAGCCCCUGUUCAUUGUAUUUUUGAUCAUCUCUUUAAUAUAUAAUACCGUCUAACAAUUAUUAUUAAAACAUAAUUACUCAUCUAAAACUGUGCCACAUUGUAAAAAUAGUAACAAGCAACUUAACUGUUUUUUCAACUCAACUAAAUACUAUGAAUAAGACAAUACAAGGCACAUAUUUAGGUUGAACAAAUAAUAUAUGUAUAAAAUAAAUAACCAUUUUGAUACUUUCAAUGAAACAAUGCAUAGCAAAGUUUUGUUUUAAUGAACAGGCCCAAUAUUUUACAUGAAUUCAAACCUCAAAAUACUUCAAACCCACUUUUGCCUGGUUCCACUUUUUACGGCUUACAUAUUAAGAAGAGAGUUUGAUACAUUCUCUCUUAUGCUUUUUGCAUUUUAUAAUGAUCAGUGAUUAUUACGCUGGUAAUGUGAGAUUAUUUCCACAGAGGAAUAAUAAUGACUAAAUGUUGAAUUCUGUAUCUUGAGUUUUAUAUGAUUGAAGUGUGAGUGGAAUGUAUUACUGUGGAGUGAGAGAUGAUUCUGUACUCCUCUCUUCUCUGAUCUGAUCAUUAUGCACAUCAAGAUACAUCGAGUGUAAUGUUACACUGUAUGAA